Molecule: messenger RNA, 609 nt
Organism: Candoia aspera
Lineage: Eukaryota; Metazoa; Chordata; Lepidosauria; Squamata; Candoiidae
Gene: SRP14
Product: signal recognition particle 14
Exons: 5
Coding region: 101-433 (110 amino acids)
Biological process (GO): SRP-dependent cotranslational protein targeting to membrane
Cellular component (GO): signal recognition particle, endoplasmic reticulum targeting
Molecular function (GO): endoplasmic reticulum signal sequence receptor activity; 7S RNA binding
Source: RefSeq, a predicted model, not a curated record
GCUUCCGUUUCCUGGCCGGUUGCUCGUCCUGGGAGUUGUGACUGGGCGUUCGCGACCGUUGGGAGUUCCCCGAAUCUUCAGCAGCUGCUGGGAAGAAGCGAUGGUGCUGCUGGAGAGCGAGCAGUUCUUGACAGAGCUAACCAGGCUUUUUCAGAAAUGCAGGACCACAGGCAGUGUCUAUAUAACGUUAAAGAAAUAUGAUGGUCGCACAAGACCAAUCCCACGGAAGGGCCAUCUUGAGAGUUUUGAACCUGUAGACAACAAAUGUCUUCUCAGAGCCACAGAUGGGAAGAAAAAAAUAAGCACAGUGGUGAGUUCAAGGGAAGUUAACAAAUUCCAGAUGGCAUAUUCGAAUUUGCUUAGAGCUAAUAUGGAUGGUUUAAAGAAGAAAGAUAAGAAAAGCAAAAACAAGAAAAGUAAAGCAACACAAUGAUAUAAAAGAACAUUUCUCCAAAGAAUGGACCCAUGUUUUUAGCCCACAUUUUUUCUUUAUGUAAUAUCUUAUCUUUUGACUUCAUUUCCAGCUAGUAACUGAACAGCAAGCAUCUUACACAAACAGAGCGCGCUCUCAGGAUUGUGAUAUGCAAAAAUAAAUACCCCUAAUGCAUA